This is a messenger RNA of Nylanderia fulva, 4276 nucleotides long. RefSeq lists its product as uncharacterized. The record is from RefSeq and is a predicted model, not a curated record. Lineage: Eukaryota; Metazoa; Arthropoda; Insecta; Hymenoptera; Formicidae.
GAUUGCGCCCUUUAUUGAUACAAUACAAGAGAUCACCAAUUAUUUAUUAUCCAAAAAGCAAGUCAACUUUGCUUCACUUGAAUUGCAACCGUGGAACAUAUCUCCGGGAGUAGAAUUACUUCACGGAGCGAAGCAAUCAAGAAUCAUCAUGUAUAUAAAGUCUAGUAUGUAAACGACCUUUCCCUUCGGAUCCCCCUUUCAGCGCAAAAGAAACUAUAUAGACGCUUCUCGCCAUCGGGAAGUGAGAGCGUGAACGCGAAAAGGAUCUCCAUCUCUCCAGGCACUCAACAUAUAGACCCCAGUCCGACUCGACAGUCGUUCGUCCGAUCAGAGUUACAUUUGGACGAGUGCGCGCGCGAUGGUGCGGUCGAUAGGAUGUACCAUGUAUAUACUAUGUACAUACAUACAAAUGGAGCAAGGUGAAUGUACAAACGGAGCAAGACUGCUCGCCGCGCAUGGUCCGUAGGUAGGCACAGCCACGGACAGGUAUAGGAUUCGUGUCAUUUCGGCCGUGAGGAUUACAGCUCGGUUGGAAUCGCAAACCAUGGAGUUUAAACCGUGAAAAUGGUCGCCUGAAAUGACGGUGUCAAGGACCGACGAGGAUUCUUGCAUGUGUGAUCGAUCUAAAAGGGAUGUUGUGUUCUUAGAAGGAGUGGGUAUUGGUACAUGUAAAUCUUUAGACUGACGACUGCCAAAGUGAUUUCGGUGGCUUAGAAUAGGUUAUUCACAGGAUUCGUCCUGCGAAUAUAUCAUUCCAAUUGACUCUUCAAGUGUUACUUCCGAGGGAAAUAGUGUUCGGUGCUUGUACGAUGUUUGUUUGAUGACAAAAGUUGUUCACGUGCUGUUUUUAGAAUUGUACUAAGUUAUAAUAACAAAAACUCUCAAAUCGAUACCGAAGUAAUAAAAGGAUAUCUGUGUGUUAUCCUUUUUUAUAUAUUAUUUCGAGGAAAAGAUUCACGCUGUAUGAAAAAAAUGGAUUAUUUAAAGUCAAUCCCUCGGUGCUCUUUCUUAAUGUAUCCAAAAUACCGGAUGACAAUGGACAAUUUGAGAGAUUUGCAGGGGUUCGAAAGUUUGAUAAAAACUUUAAUCUAUCGUAAAUAUUUAUUGUCGCAAAUCUUAAAUAAAAUUUACAGUCUUCACAGUACGUUUGUCAAAGUGUAUUAAAGUAUAUAUAUACUCGCUUUGGGAAAUGGAAGGCACUUUAACGCGCCGACGAACGUAACGGAGAAUCCUGGCGCGGCGGAGGUCCGUUACUUUCGAGAAGGAGGUAAGAGAGCGAAGUAAAAGAAAAAAGUGGCGAUACUCUGUUGGUUACCAUAAUUUUACCUUGGCAAUUACGAAAGAACGCGACUAACAAUAAAAUCAACAAGCAGGAUAACAAAGAAUUGCGAAACUCAUAAUUUCUCUAAACUCGUAAUUGUCCUCUGAGGCUCGCCAAAUUGCACAAACGAUUGUGAAAGCCAAUACAUAUAUACGUAUGUGUAUCUUACUUCGAAUUAAUUUGAAUGCAAAGUUCAGUUUUAUGGAAAUUUUACGGUAAGAGUUUCUUUUGACAAUAAAUUUUGUGUAAAUAUUCUAACAAGAGAGUUUUCCUGCGAGAGUAAACACAGUGAAAGUUCAAAUAUAGUGUGAAUUGGAGAAGUGUAUCUGUCGAGAAAACUCUUAUUUAUAUGUGAAAUAGAGACGAAAGAAGAGUAAAAUAUUAAGAUCGGUGUAAGAACUGUAUAGUUUCUGUGGUGUUGUAAGAAUUUUGUCAAGAAAAUUACGAAUUGGCUUCGGAGAGAUAUACAUAUGCGUCAAAGAAUCAAUAAUGUGGAAAUAUGCCGUAAAAUUAUACAAGAAUGUUCAAUACACCAUUUAUUAUCCUGAAACAAAUCAAUGAUAAUAUAACAUUAAGGUAUACAAUUUAACGGAUUGGAACGUCGCAAAUCUUGACAUUAUAUCGCAUAACGAAAAACCCUAGAACCGAGAACCAGGGAACCGGAAACCAAAAGUCAAUUGAAUCAAUCGGUGGGAUCGUCCCGGAUGGGAGUACCCGAGUUAUCGAAUGUAGCGAUAAUUUCCUUAGGGCCACACCUUCUGAUAGAAAAGAACGAAUGAUGGACCGUCAUCGCAGAAUCGACAGAUAUGGCACCAGGGAGAUGCGUCACUCAAGAAGCGAGGAUCUUUUGGGCGCGAUCUCCAGAUCUCCCAGUCCGAACAUCGAUUUACCCACUGCUACAUCCGAGGACGAUCUGAUCGCGGCCAGCGGUCUCCGAGACUCGGGUAUCUACGAUGAGGCUGGGGUUAGCAUCGGCGUCGCGGGACCCUCGCAAUGUAUCCUUUCGUCGCCGUCCAGAAUAGUGGGGGUGCCCGUCGACCCAGAGGACUCCAUUCGCGAUAUUGUUACUGAAAAUGAUUUGUACAGAUAUGUCCUAUUCAAACGGCAUUAUGACAAAUACGUGGAUCUCGCCGAAAAGUAUAAGGAAGCAAAGAAUAUCACGUAUUAUCUGGAGGAACGUUAUCAUGAGAUCAAGGCUGAACGAGAUAGACUAGAGGAGACUCGUAGGAAUCUGGAAAGACGGUUGGAGAAUUGCGAGACGGAACUCCGUGGAAAAGAAGACGAGCUUUUUAUACAACUGGAGAGAAGUCUCCGAUUAGAAGAAGAGAUCGAACGCGCGAAGGCCGAAAAAGAUAGCUAUAUAGAGGCGCAAAAUCGACUGGAGCAGCAACGGGAGUCAGCCUUUCGUCGUUUGCAGAUGCAGCUCGAGGAGAAUGAGACCACAAGACGGGAUCUCGACAGAGCGCGUCAAGAUGUUAUCCGACAGGCCACUAUUAUUCGCGCUGAAAGAGACACCUUGGAAAGAGAGAAUGAAAUGUUGCGGCAGAGACUCAGAGUGGAGCAGCACGAAUUGGGAGCCGAACGACGCCGUCGAGAAGAAGGCGUUGCUGCACUGACCAGGGAGACUAUUGCAUUGAAGCACGCUACUCGUCACUUGACUGCCGCAACGUUUCACGCAACAUCCUGCCGAAAUCGUCGCCGAUGUUCUAUUUGCACAUAUGCCAGACGCACUUUUGCCAACGUCAACAAUUAUCGUGACAAUGGAAAUCUCUUGCAGUGCCUUCAAGCACCCUCACAAGAUCUUCGUAGCUGGUUACGACCUAGCGCGAUUCAGUCGUCGUCCCGAGUUCCGCGAAUCGUGUCGUCCAUGGCCGAUCGUGAAAUCUGUUACAUCGACGACUCCAGCGUCGACAGUAGCAGCAAUGACAGCACCAACAGCCGCAGCUGCAGCAGUAGCAGCAGCAGCAGCAACAGCGCUUACGACGACGAAGCCUAUCCGAAUACUCCGAUAGCCGAACCCUCUCUCUCUUCGGCCACUUCCAGUGUUCCUCACACAGUCAGAGCUUUCUCUUCGGAUUCAGGGUUCUCUUCGGAGAUGGGAGAUCGUAAAUCGCGAUGCUUCAAUAAUGCUGGUAGUAGCAUCAGCAGCGGCAAGAGCAGAAACAUCAGCGAGUCGUUAGACAGUAAUGAGGUCAAUGAUCAGGCCGUGACUGGAAGAGACGGGCUUACCCGUUCGAGAUGGACUUCCUCUUUUCGCAGAUUGCUUGGACGAAAGUCGAAGAAUAAGCUCGAUCGUUCCUUGGAUAUAAGUAAGACUGAUGAACCGCGAUGAACUUAUAACUAUUUAUAUUGUGCCGAGACAAGAACAAUUUAUUACAAGUACAUUUUCCCAUUUCUUCUUCUCCUUUCAUGACGAGUUUUGCGAAAGAAAAAAACGAAAUUUAUUCGAAAUGAAAUAGAUCUUUCACGAACUGAUUCGAAUUUUAUCAGAAGGUAACAAGAUUAUCUAGAUGCGCAUGUCAUAUUUAUUAUUAUGAAAAAAAUUGGAGAUAUGAGAAUUUAGAGAUUUGUAGAAACUCUUGCAUUUUUUGAGGUAGUAAUCAAUAAUAAUUAACACACACGUUUCGAGAAAACCUGUUGUUUCUGAAAAUAUAAUCUUAUCUCUUUCAAGAUUUAAUUAUUAUUUGAAUUAUAAUAGCAAAUUAACUUUGGAAACAAUGCAGAUAUCUUGUAAAAUAUUAAAAAAAACUUUUGUGAUUUUUUUUCAGAGCUUAUUAAUAUCUUCUUCUCUUUAUUAGUAAUGCGUAUAGCGGAAUUUUGUAAAAAAAAAAUCACAUAUCCUACCUCUCAGAAUUUAAAAAUCCUAAAUGCAAAUUCUGAGAUUCUCUCUCCACAACGUAGGAAUUGAAUUUUAAAUAAGUUAGAGAAUUGAAAAAUUACGUAUUAUAUAUAUAU